Symbiodinium natans is the source of this 519-nucleotide messenger RNA. The record is from the annotation of a GenBank genome assembly. Lineage: Eukaryota; Dinophyceae; Suessiales; Symbiodiniaceae.
AUGAGCGCUUACGCCCGGUGGACGGGUGACGUUGAAGGAGUCGAGGUGAUAGCAAAUGGUGACAAGUUUGAUUACAUUGGCAAGUGCUUUGACGACAAGUGGUGGGUGUCACCGGCAUGCCGCGGGGACCCACGGACUUGCAUUCCCGUCAUCACGGCCGGCACUGGAUGGAAGGCGCAAGCCUUGAUGCACUGGUCGACAGUGUAUGGCAUGCCCACGGCCAUCGGUGUGGCCCAGACAUGGGGCGACUACGUCUCGCUGGUCAACAAUCAUGAGACUAGACCUGCAUAUGCCGUCUCAGUCCCCCUGCUUCCCUGCUUGGGGCCUCCAAAAAAACAAAAAAACACAGACCCUUCAGGGUGUGUUUGCCGGAUCCUUACGCCCAAGGUCAUCCUCUUUUACUGGUGGGUGCCCGAUGCAACCUUCGUCUUGCAGCAGCCGCAUGCAAUCACCUUCCCCCUGCACGUGGCUCAGGACAUUCUGUUGCGGGAAAAGGGAUGUGACGGAUCCUGGUUUUGA